This is a messenger RNA of Panicum hallii, 4818 nucleotides long. RefSeq names its product type IV inositol polyphosphate 5-phosphatase 9-like. The transcript has 10 exons. Lineage: Eukaryota; Viridiplantae; Streptophyta; Magnoliopsida; Poales; Poaceae. Bases 3123 to 4337 code for a protein of 404 amino acids. The record is from RefSeq and is a predicted model, not a curated record. Gene Ontology annotation, molecular function: inositol-polyphosphate 5-phosphatase activity; phosphatidylinositol-3,4,5-trisphosphate 5-phosphatase activity; phosphatidylinositol-4,5-bisphosphate 5-phosphatase activity. Gene Ontology annotation, biological process: phosphatidylinositol dephosphorylation.
UAGGUGUUUCUGAAACUAAGGACAAGGAUGAUGUAGCCUUGAUGUGCCAUUGAAAGGUUCAGUUGAUCAAAGCUUGUUCUAAAAGCAGUUCUUAACUGAAAAUGUCUGUUCAAGGUACUCAUUUUCGUUUUCCCCUUGGAUAUUAAUGUUUCAGUGUUUCACAAUGUUCAUUGAUAAGUCAAAGAGUUUGGCUAUUGCACUUCUCUUUGAGAAGGUUGAGGUUGACUACAGUAUUAUCUCAUUACCUCUUUUCAUAAUAUACCAGUAUGGUCUGAACAUGCAUGCUUAUUUAGAUAACAUUGUUUUCAAGAUGUGCUAGAAAUACUGCAGUUUUUUAGAUCUGUAACUAGAUGAAAAGAGUGAAUAGAGUGAUCCAACUGCUCAUCAAUUGUUCAGUUGUUCCUAUUAUCUGUUAGGGAAGAUCUGUAUCAACUUGCACAUAUACUUCAAAUUGUUCAUGAUCAAUUAUUGGUCUUGCACUCAUUAAACUAUGGAGGGUGGAUAUUGAUAUAUAAGCACACUGGAUACUGUCUUUUAGUUACAUGCUUGUAUGGUGCUUUUGUGGCUAUUGCAUUGCCACACAAGCAGAAAAAUGUUGAUAGUAUCUUAAAAAAGUAAAGUAUCGUGCAUAAGUUUACCUAGAAUCUGAUUUGUGAUCUGGUUCAGUGCCAAGUGCUAAAUUGAGGUGCACUGGAGGUGUAUCAUUAUAAAUAAUUCUUUAUCUGUCAUCUAUAUAAAGCAGUCAUGGUGGUUACGUUAUUUAUUCUGGGGGGCCACUGAAACCUCACUCAGAACGUAAUGUGUACACAUUAGUUUUUCUUAUCAUGUCAGGUUGACCUGCCAAUUUUAUGCAGCUAGAUUUGUCACUGAAACUAUCACAUAUGCUGAGCAUUGCUUAUUUCUCCUUACUAUGUAAAUUGGUUACCACUUUACUACUGUCAGUCCUUAACUGCUGUUAUAACAAGAAUGACAUUGCAUUAACUGGGAAAAUUUGUAGAAGCUCAUUGCUGAUCAGUUAACAAUGAAGACACUGCAGUUAUGGGGAAAGUCAAAAGUGCCCUUGGUUGCAGCUCCACCCAAUUUAAUUUGAAAAUUCUGUUAAAAAAGGGCCUACUGACUUGUAAAUUUCUAAAUUUAAUGUAGUAUAAGCUCACACUUAAUAGUGCUUGUGAUCCGAUGGUUAGUUUGUAUUGCAAUAGGAAAAGAAUCAACACAUGAUAGAUUAUGUCAUACUUUAACUGAUCAUGAUUUCAAAGGUAGACAAAGCCAGUAAAAUGUAAUAAUACGCUUUUAGGUGUUACUCAAGUCAUGUUUAUUUCAGUUCUCUUAUAGUGAUACCUAUUACAAUGGUUAAUCUUACUGUAAAGAGGGGCGAGGUUUGCAUUUACUCAGCAUUCAUCAAACAGAGUUUUGGUUUCAAUAACCAAAAAGUUUUGUAUGCUGUAUCUGUUAGUCUGCGAUGUGAUGAGUAUGCAACAGUACUAUGGCACCAUUCUUCUUUGGUGUAAAGGAUUAAGUUUCAGGUUCUGUCUGUGAUAAUCAUUUGCACCAGGAUCAGAAAUGAGAAAAUCUAGUCAAUUUUUUUUGGAAGAUCAUAAUGAUUGAUUUACCAAUCACCUGCUAUUUAUUAAUUCCCAUAUGCAGCAUUUCAUAAAAUUGGGAAAUUGUGUAACUGCUGCAUCAUCUUGGUCCAAAUUGCUUCUACUGGCACUAGCACCGUUGGAACCUGGGUGUAGAGUCUAGACCACUCAGGCAAUAAAGCCCAUUCAGGCAUUUACCAAGAUAUUGCCAGAUGUGGCGUCACAGAUUUCAACUUUCCACAGCUGUGAUAGCUGCAUGCCAGUUUGUAGGUAUGUCUAUCAUAGAAAUGCACGGACAGCAUUUCUCCUAUUCUGAUUUGGGACCAUCCUUCCUUCCUUGGCUUCUUGUAGUGCCAAAAAGGAACCAUGGUGGUUUCAUGAGACUGGUUACUUGUCGAAUGAAGAAAAAUGUGGCAAGCACCAAUUUGAUUGAGGAAAAAUGAACGGUGUGUACUGGUCCUGCCUAGAUGUGCAUGCCUGUCUCUUUUCAUGUCCUUCCUUUUUAUCCUUCUUUUAUUCCUAGACUGCACUUCUGUCAAAUCACUAGCUUAUGGUGCCUACAACUCUCCAUACCUCAAGAGCCAAAAUAUAAAGCUGAAUGAGAUGUUUAUUUUUAAUUUGACAUCUCUAGUAGGUGGCCCAGAAAUUCACCAUUUUGCAGUUCUUUUUCCCCUUUCUGAGGAUAGAAGCACAACCCGAUAACCAUGGACCAGAAUAUCUUCCUUUUGGGGGGCUCAGGGAGAGGUCUAUAAAGCCUAUGCUACCUAGAAGAUCUAUCCAUGCGGUUAACCACAGCAUAGAAGCUGUUAUGACACUGAGAGAUCUCUCUGAAUUUUCAAACAGCACACACAUGCAAAUAGGGACAAGAGUCCAAAAUUCUUGCAGAAUACAAACACAAGUUGCAUGAUUGCCUUGCCAAAAACCCAAGGGCAGCACAAGUGUGUAACAAACAGAUAAUAAUAACAAUAUAUAUUAGGUAGGCAACUUGCACAAGUGUGCCUUUGUCUCUUCCCACCCAGCCUUUACUCAACAGGGGUUGGUUUCUUACCCAGCCAAACCAUCAAGCAUGACAGUGUAGGUUGCCAAUCAGAACACUCUGGAUUGCAUAUUCACAUUAAUUUUUGACCACUUGAUAAAAAGUAUUCUCCUGUGUCUUGAAGUUGAUCUUAAUGUAUUUGUACAACAGUGUUUGUAAUGGAGCCAUGGACACAGGAAACGCUGAAAAUUAAAUUAUAGCUGCUAUCUUUGUUAGUUUGUUAUGAUGGAAACCGGCAGUAAACCUUCUGGUCCAUAAAAAGCCUGACAUGCACUGUGCUGUGUGAAUGUCUUGAAGAUAAUUAUUGAACACAAUGAAAAGCUCUCCUUGCAAUACUGUCAACAUCACAGCUAGUGUUCCUCCUUUCUUUCCUGCCCAUUUCCUUAGUUAUAUAACAUGCAGCACUUCGCCAUGUUUGGUUAUUACAUGCUCGUGCCUCGUGCAUGAAGCCUCCUGCAUGCUACUAUUAGAUAGGGAGGCGAUCUCUUCCUUGUCUCCACUACAACAUGGGAGAAAACAGAAAGAUCAUCAUGCCAAGGUUAGUAACAAGCAAGCUACUGCACCGCCAACAGCUGCAUGGUCACGGAUCUGUCUCUGAGGUUUCGAGCGUAGUGGAGGAAAACUUGGGAAAGAGACCCCUGAAUGUCCACAAAGAUACAUUUGUAUACAGGGUGUUUACUAGUACCUGGAAUGUUGGUGGUAUUGCACCAUCUGAUGAAUUGGACUUGGAGGAUUGGUUGGAUGCAAGGGCCAACACCUGUGACAUCUAUGUUCUAGGGUUCCAGGAGAUAGUGCCACUAAAUGCAAGAAACGUGCUUGGUCCUACGAAGAGCUGUAUAUCUGCAAAGUGGAACUCGCUAAUUGGGGAGGCACUCAACAAAAAGGAAAGAAAAGAAGGCGCAGAGUUGAACCAAGAAUCUACAAAUAGCAGUGCAGUGGAGGGCUCUAUGCAGGGAGAAGGUUUCAGAUGCAUCAGGAGCAAACAGAUGGUUGGCAUCUUUACCUCAGUAUGGGUGAGAAGCAACCUUAGGCCAUUCAUUCACCAUCUAGAUGUGUCAUGCAUUGGUUCGGGUAUCAUGGGCUGCCUAGGGAACAAGGGUUCUGUUUCAAUCCGAUUUGUGUUGCAUGAGACGAGCUUUUGCUUUGUCUGUUGUCACCUGGCCUCAGGUGGCAAAGAAGGGGAUGUUCUGCUGAGGAACUUGGAUGUCGCGGACAUACUUGCUAGGACAUGGUUCCCAGGUCGUGCAACUCAGGAAUUACCAGAGAAGAUCAUUGAGCAUGAUCAAGUAGUUUUGCUCGGUGACUUGAAUUAUAGGAUCUCCUUGGAAGGGGCCGAAACAAGGUCGCUGGUGAAAGCCAAGAACUGGGCCAUCUUGUUAGAAAACGAUCAGCUACUAUUUGAGUUCUCUAGGGGGCGGCAUUUUGAGGGGUGGCAAGAAGGGUUGAUCACGUUCUCCCCCACCUACAAGUACCACCACAACUCCGAUCAGUAUUACUGGUGCUUUGAUGGUGCCCGGGGCGAGAAGAAGCGUGCACCAGCAUGGUGCGAUCGUAUUCUAUGGAGGGGCAAGGGACUGAAGCAAGUCCAAUACGAGACAUGCAACUACAGGUUAUCGGAUCACCGCCCAGUGAGAGCGGUUUUCCACGCCGAAUGUGACGCGUAUCAGAGGGGGCGCAGAAGUAAACGGCCAGAAUCCACGCUGAAUUCAGCGAGCGACUGAGGUAGAGAAACCUACCAGAGAGUUCGCACGGACGCUGAGCGUCAAAUCAAGAAUUGGACGGGAGAUUUGACCAAGCUAGUAACCAAGAAAUUUCUUCUGAGAUGAAUAUGAAAUUGCUUUUCCUGGAGAGGAUGAGAAUUUCCAGAACGCUGGCUGGGCUGUGUGCAACUAGAUUACAUGAAUGAUACUUGGGCCAGUUUAACAGGUUCAGAAAAGAUGCCCUCAAACAAAAAAGAAAAAGAAACAAACAAAAACAGGUGCAGAUUUUCGUUUGUUUUAUUAUUGGCGCUGUUCAAAUAUUCUUUUCUUUCUCGUUUAAAAUUUGUUUAUUCAGGGCUUUCGGCUUUUAUCAUUCAUUAUUAUCCUGGUAUACUGGAAGAAUAUCGUGUAUGCAUGUCUUUCCUCUCUAAAAUUGGUAUCUGUACAUUACCUAAAAGCUCAAUAAGGGUCCGAUGGCAAGCUCUAGCUGUUGGAUCACUAA